GCGGCGUCCAUGGACAGUAUGGUCACAGACGUCUAUGAUUUCUAUGAAGUCUGUGCGUGUAAUGCUCAGAGGGUCUGAAGUCUAGGUUUUUACGUGUAUUCUUUGUUAUCUUUGAAGUGAAAAAAACUAUUAAAAUAAUGUCUGUAGAACUCACACAUGAAAAAACUGAUGACAGUGUGUGUGCUGACAAAUCUCAAUCGCAAAUUGACCAUGUACCCAUGUCCAAAAAUCAGCUGAAAAAGCUAAAAAAGCGCGAGAAAUGGUUGCAAUUCAAGGCACAAAAAAGGUUAGUGGAGAAAGAGAAACGCAAAAAGAGGCUGGCUGAAAUGAGAGAAAAAGGUGAUGACAUUGGGCCAUCUAGAAAGACUCUUAAGAGAAACUCCAUGAAACAUUCAGCAUGCCAACAAAAAGUUGUGAUAGAUUGCUCUUUUGAUGACUACAUGACAGACAAGGAUAUUACCUUCUUGACGCAGCAGCUACAACACAGCUAUGCUGCAAAUAGAAGAGCUGAAAAUCCGCUGCAACUGUAUGUGUGUGGCAUGAGGGGUCGGACUAAACAGCGCCUAGACAGUAUUGGAGAUUACAAAGGAUGGGAUGUUUUUAAGGAAGAACGUGACUACAAUGAAGUUUUCCCUAAAGAAGAUAUUGUCUACUUGAGCAGUGAGUCCGCUAACAUACUUGACCAGCUGGAUGAUCGGAAAGUCUAUGUCAUUGGAGGUCUUGUUGACCAUAACCAUCAUAAAGGUCUAUGUCAUAGACUAGCAGAAGAAAAAGGGAUUGCACAUGCACAGCUACCUAUUGGCCAGUUUUUGCAUCUGAAGUCAAGAAAAGUACUGACCAUCAACCAUGUGUUCGAAAUUCUCUUGCGGUUUACUGAAACCAAAGACUGGCAGACAUCAUUUUUGGCAGUUUUACCUCAAAGAAAAGGUGUUUCAGUGAUAGAAGAAGUAACUGAGACCAGAAACAACGGUUCUGAACCAAACCAUGCUGUUCUUGAAAAAAGGAAAUGUGAAACAAAUGAACAGAACAUUGAACCGAAGGAGGAUCCUGACACAAGAUAGUUCUCCUGAAAAACCUGAGAGUGCAUGCAAGAGCAUCUGAACAGUGAACUUAAUGAAAUAUUAAUUAUAAUGUUGACAAAUUAAAAAAACAAAACUUA
Pomacea canaliculata is the source of this 1159-nucleotide messenger RNA. Its product is annotated as tRNA methyltransferase 10 homolog A-like. Gene Ontology annotation, cellular component: nucleus; nucleoplasm. Gene Ontology annotation, molecular function: tRNA binding. Gene Ontology annotation, biological process: tRNA N1-guanine methylation. The record is from RefSeq and is a predicted model, not a curated record. The transcript is spliced from 7 exons. Bases 138 to 1061 code for a protein of 307 amino acids. NCBI's taxonomy places the organism in Eukaryota, Metazoa, Mollusca, Gastropoda, Architaenioglossa, Ampullariidae.